This is a messenger RNA of Helobdella robusta, 303 nucleotides long. RefSeq lists its product as hypothetical. The record is from RefSeq and is a predicted model, not a curated record. Gene Ontology annotation, cellular component: nucleosome. The annotation marks the transcript as partial. The transcript has 3 exons. Gene Ontology annotation, molecular function: protein heterodimerization activity; structural constituent of chromatin; DNA binding. NCBI's taxonomy places the organism in Eukaryota, Metazoa, Annelida, Clitellata, Rhynchobdellida, Glossiphoniidae.
AAAGCUCGAAGAUAUCGGCCGGGCACUAGAGCGCUGAAGGAAAUUAGGAAGUAUCAAAAGACUACAAAUCUACUUCUACGGAAACUUCCGUUUGCAAGAGUGGUCAAAGAAGUGUGUGAUGACCUAUUUCCCCAGGGAGGGUUGAGGUGGCAGUCGCUGGCAAUCGAGUGUCUCCAAGAGAUCAGCGAGGCGUACCUCAUCAGGCUGUUCGAAGAUUCUAAUUUAUGCGCCAUCCACGCCAAAAGAGUCACCAUCCUUCCGAGAGACAUCCAAUUGGCUCGCAGGAUUCGAGGGAUCGAAUGA